Molecule: messenger RNA, 1882 nt
Organism: Telopea speciosissima
Lineage: Eukaryota; Viridiplantae; Streptophyta; Magnoliopsida; Proteales; Proteaceae
Product: protein PLASTID MOVEMENT IMPAIRED 2-like
Exons: 3
Coding region: 96-1787 (563 amino acids)
Source: RefSeq, a predicted model, not a curated record
UUACGGGUUAAGCGUUGGAAGAUGGAAACGGUUUCAAUCAAAGAAUUAGAUUCAUACUAUCAUCUAUGAAACGGGUGAAUUAUGAAUGAGGAUUCAUGUACUUUGAAUAUGACAACAGAGAUGCAAUGGACAGAGCAGAGGCCACCGAUAGAAUGCAAAUUGGGUCCGGUAAAACAGUGGUUGGUUUGUAUGCAGAACGAAUGAAUGAAGAAAAUCCGCAGCGAAAGAAAACCCAGAUGGCAUUCUCUGAUGUACAGAAAUCUACUUCAAGAGCGAAAGAACUGCAUUUGGCGAAGAGGGACAUUGGUCUAUUGAAUGAGAAUAGAAUGGUAGCCGAAUCUGUAAAAGACCAAGCAGAAUCUGAGCUCUACAGUGCUAGGAUGAGGGUGAAGGGUCUCACUUCGAGGAUUGAAGAAUCAAAUUUAAAAGCAAAAGCUCAGAAAUGCGAAGUUGAAAAGCUGCAGAAGCAAGGAAAACAUGAUAAUGUGUUGACAGUCACUUUCAGAAAAGCAGAUGAUUACCAGUAUGCACAAGUGAUGAGGGAAUUGGAGUUUGUAAAACAAAAAUUGAGUAAGCUUAAGCUUGAGAGGGAUUCUGUCCUGGAAGCAAAAUUGCUGGCAGACAAGGAAUUUGAAGACUCGUUUUCUAGAUUGAAGUCGCAUUCAAGCACCGUGGAAUCACUAAUGAAAGAGAUUGAGGAAAUCAAUGAAGAGCAAAUACUUGUUCAGCUAGCUAGGAUAGAAGCAGUUAAAGAACUUGGAACAAUUGAAGCCCAAAGAGAAGCAAAGGCCUCUCAUUUCUCAGAGAAAUUGGAAAGAAUCAGAAAUAGAAUCAAGGACACAACCCAAGAACUAGACCAUGCAAAGGAACUGGAGAGCGAACUGGCCAUUACUAUUUCAGAUGUUGAUGUCUUACAAAAUGAAUUGAAACUAGUUAAGGCAAUGAAAGAAAGGGUUGAGAAUAAAAAAUCAGGUGAUAUCGAAGUCCAUAAAGGAAGGGAAGAGGAACCACAAACUUCAAGGUUAUUACAGCCAAUUACUGGAGAAUUGGAUGCUGCAAAGAAAGAAUUAGCACGAAUCAGAGAAGAAGAAUUUCAAUUAAUGGCCUCUAUGGACAUAAUACGAGAUGAACUCCAGCAUGUGUCUGAAGAAAGUACUCAGCUGAGGACAUUAGAAGAGAAUGCAGACUUGCUUCUACGGAGCUUAAAUUCUAAACUCUUUAGGGGCAAAUCCAAGUUGAAAGCUGCAUUUACUGCUGAAGAGAAGGCAAAAACAAUCGUGUCCAAUCUUUCAGCGACACUUCAACAGUUACAAGCAGAAGCAAAGGCUGCAAAUAGGGAGAGAGAACUUGUUAGUGAAGAAGCUGCUAGCAUCAGAACAGAAAUUCAAGAGACAGAGUCUAAGAAUGGCUUAGCAGAGGACAUGUUACAAGCUGCCAUGAAGGAGCUUGAAGCAGUCAAAGCAUCAGAAGCAAUCACUCUUGAGAGAUUAAAAGCUCUUAGGGAGAAAACCUUGAAGGCAAGAGCUUCAGAAUCUCAGCACAAGUCUUCAGUAACCAUCUCAACUUUUGAAUAUGAAUACUUGACUAGCUGCGCAGAAGGGGCUAAAGAAAUUGCAGAUAAGAAGAUUGUGGCAGCUCAGGCAUGGACUGACGCACUAAAGGCCUCUGAGAAAGAGAUAUUGAUAAACUGUGAAACAGCUCAGCGAGAAAUCAGAGAGUUAAUGCCGGUGAAAAAGCAAGAGGUAUACAGAACAGAGAAGUCAAUGAAGGUGAAGUGGCAACAUUAGUAACACCGAGAAGCUACAAACAUGCAGCUUGAGAAAGCACUGCCAAAAGUCUAUUAAGACAAUGGCAGCAAAACCAAGAAGGCCUAGCUCUGGAA